AUGCAGAUCUCCCCGAGUGAAGACAAGAUCCCAGUCGUCAGUUCAACUUCAACUCCUCACGGCAAUGGAGAAGGUCUUUACUUCUCUGAUGGCCGACGGAAAGUGGACUAUGUUCUGGUCUUCCAUCAGCGGCGGCACAGCUCCUUACGAUCUCCCGUCAGCACCUCAGUUUCGCACGACAGACUAUCCAUUGUUUCCAAUGGUAACUUUCCCCCAUCGGCGGGCUCGGAUGUGGCGGGAGGAAGAGGAGGUGGCAUUCCAUUAGGGGAGGCUGCUAGUGCUGGCGAGGUGUUCAUGGAGAUUGGAGGUGCGGGAGGGAACGAACCAACGGAGCCUGCUGACCAUGAGAUACGUCUGAUCAGACAGGAGUUUGAAGCCAAUCUGGUGGAGGCCGGCCUGGAGAUAGAGAGAGACAGAGAUUUAAAAACCCAUGGCCCCAGCUUCACCCGCCUCCAUGCUCCCUGGCCAGUUCUGUGUCGAGAGGCUGAGUUUCUCAAGAUUAAAGUGCCCACUAAGACGAGUUACGAACUUAAAGAGGAAGGUGGUUUCAGCACUAGUAUCAGCACACUGUGGAGGAAACUGAACCAGCCUUUCCAGCCCAAAGUAUCGCUUCAGGACCAUGGAAGCACCAAGUUUCUUUCACACUGCUUCUCUAGGGACAAGCUUCACUUGUACAAUAUCACAUCUAAAGAGACCUUCUUUGACAAUGCCACAAGAGGCCGAAUAGUAUAUGAGAUCCUGAGACGGACGGUGUGUGUACGAACCUGUCAAACCAUAGGAAUCAGCACAAUGAUAGCAAAAGGUGUAUAUGACGCUGCCUUCCCUAUUCAUGAUGGUGACUACAAGGUGAUCGGACACCUCGAGGAGAGGAAUGACAGACAGGUUCUGCAUGAAGAGUGGGCCAGAUACUCAGCCUUCUACAAGUACCAGCCCAUUGAUCUUGUCAGAAAGUACUUUGGGGAGAAGAUCGGCCUGUACUUCGCGUGGCUCGGUGUUUACACUCAGCUGCUGAUACCAGCCUCCAUAGUGGGAAUCAUUGUGUUUGGCUAUGGUGUGGCGACUGUGAAUACUGACAUACCCAGUCUGGAGAUGUGCGACGACCGUCUCAACUUCACCAUGUGCCCUCUGUGUGACGGAGCCUGUGACUUCUGGCAGCUCAGCACCGCCUGCGGCACAGCCAGAGCCUCACACCUCUUCGACAACCCCGCAACCGUCUUCUUCGCCAUCUUCAUGUCCCUGUGGGCGGUGCUGUUCCUGGAGCACUGGAAGCGUCGUCAGAUCAGUUUGAGCUUCAGUUGGGAUUUGACAGGCAUCGAGGAGGAUGAGGAACACCCCAGGCCAAAAUAUGAGACCAUCCUCCUUCAGAAGAGACAGAGGAAGCAGAAGAAUAAGAAAAAAAAGAAAAAGAAUGAGCCAGAGAAGCAGGAGGACGGGACAGUGACAGGGAAGGACAGAUGGAGACAAAAACUGCUGUCUGCCAUGGCUGCAGGAAUACCGCCUGCCAUAGAGAAGUUGACCUGGAAAGACCGUCUUCCUGGAUACUUCAUUAACGUUUCCUCUAUUCUCUUCAUGUUUGGGCUGACGUUUUCAGCAGUUUUUGGAGUCAUCAUCUACCGCAUCACCGUGUCGGCCCUGAUGGCGAUGAGCCCUGACCCAGAGACCAAGUCCAACGUUCGGGUGACGGUGACGGCCACCGCGGUCAUCAUCAACUUAGUGGUUAUUCUGAUCCUUGAUGAAAUCUACGGCGCUGUGGCGGUGUGGCUGACUGAGCUAGAGAUUCCUAAAACAGAAACCAACUUCGAGGAGCGCCUCAUCUUGAAAGCCUUCUUGCUCAAGUUCAUGAAUGCUUAUGCACCCAUCUUUUACGUGGCUUUCUUCAAGGGACGGUUUGCUGGUCGACCGGGAAGUUACGUGUACGUCUUCAACGAUUAUCGGAUGGAAGAAUGUGCUCCAGGAGGCUGCCUCAUCGAGUUGUGCAUUCAGCUCAGCAUCAUCAUGCUGGGGAAGCAGCUAAUCCAGAACAACAUCUUUGAGAUUGGCAUACCAAAGUUGAAGAAGUUGGUGCGGGCGUUGAAAGAUAAAGGAAGAGCAGUGCAGGAGAAGGAAGAUGAGAGGCCACCGCAGCAGUGGGACCUGGACUACGCCCUCGCUCCCUUCGAAGGCCUCACACCUGAAUACAUGGAAAUGAUCAUCCAGUUUGGUUUCGUCUCUCUUUUCGUGGCUUCGUUCCCGCUCGCACCUGUCUUUGCUCUGCUGAACAACGUCAUCGAGAUCAGACUGGAUGCCAAGAAGUUUGUUACAGAGCUACGCAGGCCAGUCGCCAUACGUGCUAAAGACAUCGGUAUAUGGUACAACAUACUAAGCGGAAUGGGAAAGUUCUCAGUCAUUAUAAAUGCCUUUGUGAUAUCCUUCACAUCAGACUUCAUCCCUCGGCUCGUCUACCAGUACAUGUACAGUCACACCGGCACCAUGCAUGGCUUCAUUGACCACACACUCUCCUACUUCAACGUGUCCAAUUUUAAACAAGGCACGGUGCCGCACAGCUCCCAGCUCGGAGAUAUCACCGUCUGCCGGUAUAAAGACUACAGAGAACCCCCUUGGUCUCCAGAUGCGUACCAGUUCUCCAAACAGUACUGGUCUGUCCUGGCUGCAAGACUGGCCUUUGUCAUACUGUUCCAGAACUUGGUCAUGUUCCUCAGCCUUGUGGUCGCCUGGGUGAUUCCAGAUGUUCCCAAAACCAUUGUGGAGCAGCUCAAACGGGAGAAGAAGCUCCUGGUCGACGUUUUCUUGAGAGAAGAGAAGGAAAAAUUCCAACUCAUCCAGAGCCUCUUCUCCAAGGACACUACACUCCCCCGAGGCAGCCACAUCCUUCACCCAGCCCAGGAGAUCCCCAUUCCAGGCCGCUACAGUACUCUACCCCCACCGAGCGUGGCUGGGGACGGAGGUGGAGGGCCGAGGGCGAGGUGUAGGGCGGCCAGCUUCAGUCAGUUCAGCAGGAAGAUUCCCCCGUCGCCCAGGAAUGAAAAUGAGAAUUCGAAACACACAGCUGUGUGA
Molecule: messenger RNA, 3054 nt
Organism: Scomber japonicus (chub mackerel)
Lineage: Eukaryota; Metazoa; Chordata; Actinopteri; Scombriformes; Scombridae
Gene: ano2b
Product: anoctamin 2b
Exons: 25
Coding region: 1-3054 (1017 amino acids)
Biological process (GO): chloride transmembrane transport
Cellular component (GO): plasma membrane
Molecular function (GO): protein dimerization activity; chloride channel activity
Source: RefSeq, a predicted model, not a curated record